UAGUACGUAUGCACCACAUGUGUUUCAGCCAUUUUCACCGAGUGAGUUAGUUCACAUCGGAAAAUAAGGGAAAAUGGACCCGAAAAAGCUUGGGGAUCUGAUGGGGAGGUUAAGGUCAGGUGGAAAGGGAGCUGGAACAGGAAUUGGUUUGCUGGCAGCUGCAGGUGGCAUUGCAUACGGCAUCGCUCAAUCACUUUACACAGUUGAGGGAGGUCACCGAGCUAUCAUCUUCAGCAGAAUUGGCGGAGUACAGGAUGACAUUUACCCAGAGGGUCUACACUUCAGGGUGCCCUGGUUUCAGUAUCCCAUUAUCUAUGACAUUCGUUCACGACCAAGAAAAAUAACAUCACCCACAGGCAGCAAAGAUUUACAAAUGGUCAAUAUAUCUUUGAGAGUAUUGUCUCGCCCAGAUCAGAAAGAUUUGCCCUACAUUUACAGACAGCUAGGAUUAGAUUUUGAUGAGAGAGUGCUGCCUUCAAUAUGCAAUGAGGUGUUAAAGAGUGUAGUAGCCAAGUUCAAUGCAUCUCAGCUUAUUACCCAGCGUCAGCAGGUCAGUUUGUUGAUCAGGAAGGAGUUGACACAGAGAGCAAGGGACUUCAACCUGAUCCUAGAUGACGUGUCAAUCACUGAACUCAGCUUUAGUCGGGAGUACACCGCAGCUGUGGAGGCUAAACAGGUAGCCCAGCAAGAAGCUCAACGUGCUCAGUUCAUAGUAGAGAAGGCCAAGCAGGAGAGACAGCAGAAGAUUGUCCAAUCAGAGGGAGAAGCUGAGGCAGCAAAACUGAUUGGUGCAGCUAUUCAGUUGAAUCCUGGUUAUCUGAAGCUGAGGAAAAUCCGAGCAUCACAAAACAUUGCCAGAACAAUUGCCUCCUCCACCAACCGUGUAUACCUGAAUGCAGGCUCGCUGAUGAUGAAUAUAACUGACCCCGAGUUCGACAUUGCCGCUGAUGCUGCUGCCAAAAAGAAGAAAUGAUGAAAUAGCAAUAUAACUGUGAUUGUUUGAUGCAGAGUUAUCUCCCUUGACAUGUAGUUUUUAAUGCCUACAUUUUCAUCAUUACAUUCUGUGAUGAUUUAUUGUAAUGAUAAACAGGUAGAAUUUCCAGAAAGAUUAGAGCAUUAUGUCAAAAUGUUUCUUCAGCGCCAGGAUCCCAUGUUUGUUUCCCUGGGAUAGGAGCACUGUAUGUUCAUGUGAUUCACAAAAGUAUCUAUACAUUCUGGAUACAGGUGGCCUAGUUGUCAAGGCAACGCAAUUCACUGUGCAGAAUUAAGUCCCUUUUGCACACGGGAAACCUACGAUGAUUGGUUGGUGUCGAGAUUUACCCAGAUUGUUUGUCAGAACCAGACUGGUUGGUUUUUCUGAAGCGGUCGAUGUCUGGUACUGCCUCACCAUGGACCGAGAUAGACACUUUCUCACUUGACUCACUUCACUAACCUGUGUGACAUAACUGGAAAACAUUGUACGGUGCAAUUUGCAUCUCUUUUGAUUUGUUUGUAUUUCACGGAAGGUCAAAUUUUGUUGGUUCUGAUUUCACCAUUCAGUUCAUUUGCCAUUUUCAGAGUUUUUAGAUAUCAUCUAUCUUUUCAUUUCAAAAUUCACAAUUCAUUUUGAUAUCUCCAAAUACAUCAUACAAUAACCUUUAGUAGUCAAGGUGGGGAUAACUCGUGUGUGUGAUCUGUUGUGUACCACUAGUGAGAUGUUGCAUUAUUUUGUACAUACAAUUAUAUUCAGGAUAACAACAUAUAGCAACUCUGUGUGAAAAUAUUAGAUGGUGGAUGUAUCAGACUUGGCAUUAGCUUCAUUGUGAACGAGUCCGAUCAGAUUUUGUUAAGGAUAUAAUCAUGCAAAAAUGUGCAUGCUUGUUAUACAUAGUAUAUUAAAAUAUAAAGAGAUGUUGACAUUUCAUCGUUUCACAAUCAAGAUGGAUUCUAUUCUUGUCAAAGUGAGAGCAAGACAAUACAUUGUUAGUGCUGUUUUUGACAUAUUUUACCAACAUACAAAUCAGUGCUUUGAAAAGUGCAUUCUCAGUAAAUGUAUUCUUUUUAAAUGUUAAAUGAUCAAAGGUAAUAAAUGAAUAUUCAUGCU
Messenger RNA from Haliotis rubra (blacklip abalone), 2083 nucleotides. Its product is annotated as prohibitin-2-like. Bases 74 to 973 code for a protein of 299 amino acids. Gene Ontology annotation, biological process: mitochondrion organization. Gene Ontology annotation, cellular component: mitochondrion; membrane. The transcript has 8 exons. NCBI's taxonomy places the organism in Eukaryota, Metazoa, Mollusca, Gastropoda, Lepetellida, Haliotidae. The record is from RefSeq and is a predicted model, not a curated record.